Molecule: messenger RNA, 1668 nt
Organism: Bombyx mandarina (wild silkworm)
Lineage: Eukaryota; Metazoa; Arthropoda; Insecta; Lepidoptera; Bombycidae
Product: GILT-like protein 1
Molecular function (GO): oxidoreductase activity, acting on a sulfur group of donors, disulfide as acceptor
Source: RefSeq, a predicted model, not a curated record
GCCAACCGGAACCAAAACACAGUUCGUGCAAAAUGUUCAUUAAAACUAAAUGGAAAUAGUGUAUAUUCUUUUAAUAGUGUCCUUAAUUUGUUACUUAUUAUACUUAAUACAUCCAUACUGGAUAUUGUUUCUGUCCAUUGUAAUGAUCUAUACAAUGUACACACAAUUCAUUGUGAUAAAUUAACAUGUUUUUUUUUAAAAUCAAAUGAUCAAAAUAACAAUGGCUUUGCAUAGUUGCAGUUCGUGAAUACAUCGCACGCAGACAGUGCUGUACUAAACACGCGAGCACAUGUACAAAUAAAAAUUGAUUAGAUUUAAUAUCAAACGAAUCACGAACGUGGUGACAUUGAGAAAAUAUGAAGUUUUUUGUAAAUAUUUACGUUAUUUUGGCUGUUUUCUGUGUAGGAGUUGACGUGAAAAGAAAGGUCCAACUUUCGGUGUUUUAUGAAAGCGCUUGCUCUGACAGCAAAAACUUUAUAUUGAAGCAAUUACAUCCGACUAUACAUAAACUUGAGGACUAUAUCGACUUGCAGCUCAUACCUUUUGGGAAGGCAUCGAGUAUAAACAAUGGUGGGGACGGAUUCGAAUGUCAACAUGGACCGCCAGAAUGCUUCGGGAACCUAAUUCAAGAUUGCACAUUGAACGAAAUGAAGUCAUAUUCAGACGUUCAUAAAGUGGAAUACCUGGCCUGUGAAAUGGAAACAAUGGCUAGUACUCGUGGAGACAUACAGUGCAUAGUAAAAUCGAAUGUACCACAUGAUCCAGUUCGGGAAUGCGUAUACUUGGGUCCCGGAACAUUGCUGCAACUCGAUUCCGAACGCUUAACGAAACUCGUUAACCCAAAGUUCAUACCCACUAUCGUUUUGGACGGGGUCUUCGAUCAGGCAACACAAAACAAGGCUUUUAAUGAUUUAAUGGGCACUAUUUGUGAUAGACUGAGAAACGUCAAGCCCUGUAAAGAAUAUUUUAGGAACAAAUAAUGAUUAUAAAUAGUACAGCGUAAAAUGAAGCGACCUUAAAAACUAAACACUGUUGUUACCUUGGCUGUGUUGUGGUUGUAUUUACAUUUUACAAUAAAAUAUUUUAUAUACUUCACUUGAUAUUAAAGUAAAAAGUGCAGUUUAUUUUUUUUAAAUCUGAAGUUUUUAACUUAAAACAAUAUUCGGACUUUUUAAUUAUAUAUAUUGUAAUUAGAACUCUUACAGACACUUAAUCAUGCAUACCGUCGUUGUCAAACCAAAAUCGGCUAUGUAUACUUUUUGAGAUUUUUACUUUUUGACUGUUUCGUAUAGUUCACAGCCCUAUCUACCGUAUAAAAAAACUGUUAAUUGUUUAACAUUUAUCUAUAGCUUUUAUUUGAUAUAGUUCUUAAAAAUUUACCUCUAAAUAAGAUUUUACACGAAAAUGUUUUUACACGUUAAUUCAAAAUAGAGUUUUUGCACAUAGCAGAUUUUUGUUUCACAGCGACGAUACAUUAAAAUUCCUUAUUUACUAAAAGCAAUUUCGUUCCCGAUCUCUGUACCGAAUAUAGUACAUAUUCAAAUCCAUCAUGAUCUUAUAACUCUACGUAAAUACCCAAUUAAAAUUAUAUCGAAAGAAAAUCUGCAAUCGUUCUCCAAUUUUAUCACUGAUUAAAUUUAAUCUUUAUUUAUCAAAGCAUCUUAUCAA